AUGAUUCAGGGUCCACCAGUUUUUGAAAGCAUGAUUCAGGGUCCACCAGUUUUUGAAAGCAUGAUUCAGGGUCCACCAGUUUUUGAAAGCAUGAUUCAGGGUCCACCAGUUUUUGAAAGCAUGAUUCAGGGUCCACCAGUUUUUGAAAGCAUGAUUCAGGGUCCACCAGUUUUUGAAAGCAUGAUUCAGGGUCUACCAGUUUUUGAAAGCAUGAUUCAGGGUCCACCAGUUUUUGAAAGCAUGAUUCAGGGUCCACCAGUUUUUGAAAGCAUGAUUCAGGGUCCACCAGUUUUUGAAAGCAUGAUUCAGGGUCCACCAGUUUUUGAAAGCAUGAUUCAGGGUCCACCAGUUUUUGAAAGCAUGAUUCAGGGUCCACCAGUUUUUGAAAGCAUGAUUCAGGGUCCACCAGUUUUUGAAAGCAUGAUUCAGGGUCCACCAGUUUUUGAAAGCAUGAUUCAGGGUCUACCAGUUUUUGAAAGCAUGAUUCAGGGUCCACCAGUUUUUGAAAGCAUGAUUCAGGGUCCACCAGUUUUUGAAAUCAUGAUUCAGGGUCCACCAGUUUUUGAAAGCAUGAUUCAGGGUCCACCAGUUUUUGAAAGCAUGAUUCAGGGUCCGAAGACGGACCAUGCUACAAACAGCGUUGAUGAACCCUCAAGUUUAAGAAAGCCAUCUUCCCCUUCAAAUUUUUUAACGGUCUCUGAAGAAGAAGAUGAUAAUUAG
Hydra vulgaris (swiftwater hydra) is the source of this 720-nucleotide messenger RNA. RefSeq lists its product as uncharacterized. The record is from RefSeq and is a predicted model, not a curated record. NCBI's taxonomy places the organism in Eukaryota, Metazoa, Cnidaria, Hydrozoa, Anthoathecata, Hydridae.